CCGUAACCGUCGCAUACUCGUUUCUGGGCUCUUGCAACGCGCUAGUCCACACGUUUACCGUCGAGUCAGUUCGAUAACAAUCGCUCGCAGUCGCCGCCGCGAUAGUACCAAGUUCUCUUUAGAGGUCACCGACAGAAUCCGCACGAGCAAACAUGAGGGAAAUCGUCCAUAUCCAGGCUGGCCAGUGUGGUAACCAAAUUGGAGCCAAGUUUUGGGAAAUAAUCAGUGACGAGCAUGGCAUCGAUCCGACUGGCACUUACCAUGGCGACUCGGACCUUCAGUUGGAGAGAAUUAAUGUCUACUACAACGAAGCGUCGGGCGGCAAGUACGUGCCUCGGGCCAUUCUCGUCGAUCUGGAACCCGGCACUAUGGACUCUGUACGGUCAGGACCGUUCGGCCAGAUUUUCAGACCGGACAACUUCGUGUUUGGCCAGAGCGGCGCCGGCAAUAAUUGGGCCAAGGGCCAUUACACCGAGGGUGCUGAACUAGUGGACUCCGUUCUUGACGUCGUAAGGAAGGAAGCUGAGAGCUGCGAUUGUCUGCAAGGAUUCCAGCUUACGCAUUCUUUGGGUGGCGGUACUGGCUCUGGAAUGGGUACUUUACUCAUCUCCAAGAUUCGUGAGGAGUAUCCCGACAGAAUCAUGAACACUUAUUCCGUUGUCCCAUCACCCAAGGUAUCGGACACGGUAGUCGAGCCGUACAACGCCACCCUCUCCGUGCACCAGCUCGUCGAGAACACCGAUGAAACUUAUUGUAUCGACAAUGAAGCUCUUUAUGACAUCUGUUUCCGCACUUUAAAAUUAUCGACACCAACGUACGGUGAUCUGAACCAUCUUGUCUCUCUCACGAUGUCCGGCGUCACGACCUGUCUCAGGUUCCCUGGUCAGCUGAACGCCGAUCUCAGGAAACUUGCCGUGAAUAUGGUGCCCUUCCCACGUCUUCACUUCUUCAUGCCUGGAUUCGCGCCUCUCACAUCCCGCGGUAGCCAACAGUAUAGAGCGCUCUCCGUGCCAGAGCUCACCCAACAGAUGUUCGAUGCGAAGAACAUGAUGGCUGCAUGCGACCCUAGGCAUGGCAGAUAUCUCACAGUAGCCGCCAUUUUCCGUGGCAGAAUGUCGAUGAAGGAGGUUGACGAGCAAAUGCUCAACAUUCAGAACAAGAACAGCUCGUACUUCGUCGAAUGGAUCCCGAACAACGUGAAGACCGCCGUCUGCGACAUUCCGCCACGCGGUCUCAAGAUGUCUGCCACAUUUAUCGGCAAUUCCACCGCCAUUCAAGAGCUGUUCAAACGCAUCUCCGAGCAGUUCACUGCCAUGUUUAGGAGAAAGGCUUUCCUUCACUGGUACACUGGCGAAGGCAUGGACGAGAUGGAAUUUACCGAGGCCGAGUCGAAUAUGAACGACUUGGUGUCCGAGUACCAGCAAUACCAGGAAGCUACCGCGGACGAGGACGCCGAAUUCGACGAGGAGCAAGAAGCCGAAGUCGAUGAGAAUUAAGAGAAAGACAUCCCGCGGCGGAAGCGAUAUUCUCUUUCCCUAUUCUUUUCCCUCUCCUUGUCUAUUCUCUUUCUCGACCGAGCGAUAAUGCAACAAACAGCUCUUCACCCAUGCUUUUUAACUCGAUAUCCUCUCGAUUAUUUUCUCCUCUUUUGUAUCUUUUUUUGUACGGAUUUCUGUUUCGAAUUUUGCGGAGCGCGCUUUCGUUCCCCUGGUCAAUAUCGUAAUUGAGAACGAGCAAUUCGAAGAAUUAUAUCUUAUUUUUGAAUGCUGCUUUUCUAUAAGUUGUUUGCUUUUUAAAUAAAAUAUAUCUUUAGGCUCGUAUAUCAACAAUAAAUUGAGAACUGUUGUUUACUUUUGAUUAUUAAUUUAUGCGCGCUCUUACCAUCAUUCAGUGUAUAACCGCUGAAAGCGGUCGCUAUCAUAUUUGAAUAAAUUAUUAUCAUAUAAAUCUGUGGUCACUCGCACUACCUCCAGUUAUUACACAAAUCGAACCUCCAACGCUACAUUGAGUUUUGUACUUUCGAUAACUUCGUAUAUAUUUAUAUUUGUCUGUUAUCAUACGCAGUUUUAUACCAUGAUAGAUGUGAAUAAAAAUCCAUGAAACAUA
This is a messenger RNA of Linepithema humile (Argentine ant), 2106 nucleotides long. RefSeq names its product tubulin beta-1 chain. The record is from RefSeq and is a predicted model, not a curated record. Gene Ontology annotation, biological process: mitotic cell cycle; microtubule cytoskeleton organization. Gene Ontology annotation, molecular function: GTP binding; structural constituent of cytoskeleton; GTPase activity. Gene Ontology annotation, cellular component: microtubule; cytoplasm. NCBI's taxonomy places the organism in Eukaryota, Metazoa, Arthropoda, Insecta, Hymenoptera, Formicidae.